UAUACUGUAGUAAUGUAUUCAACUGUUCCAAAUGUAGUACUAGAUUAAAAUCUUAAAUUUACUUUAAGAUUGUUAGUGGAGAGAUCUGAUCGCUUACCAUAUCUCUCUCAAUACCGAACUAUAUUUGAUGGAUAUACAGACAGUUUAAAGCAAUAGAGAUGACCGAAAAGCUAAAGAUAGGAGUUGUUAUAUCAUCCACCAGAGAGGGUCGCAUAGGAGAAAGGGUUACAGCUUUUGUGAAAAAUGCCAUCCUUAAGGACCAAGAAGUUGUUGUAUUUGCCCUGGACGCAAUCGUACUUGUAUGUGCUGAAUACAACUGGUGCCUACCCCCCGCCCAUGGACAACAUUCCCCCACACACUGUGGCAUGGAAGCCAUGUGGAUUUGUUACCUAUGCCAUCGGACCAAUGGGAGGGUCAAGAGCCGCGGUGCAGCUUCGGAUAUUUACGGGCGGUAUGGGCAUGAUGGCUGUACCAACUUGUACAACUAUUACACAAGCCCACGAAACACUAGAUGAGAGCGGAAACACCGAAG
This is a messenger RNA of Mya arenaria, 532 nucleotides long. RefSeq lists its product as uncharacterized. Lineage: Eukaryota; Metazoa; Mollusca; Bivalvia; Myida; Myidae. The transcript is spliced from 3 exons. The record is from RefSeq and is a predicted model, not a curated record. Bases 159 to 515 code for a protein of 118 amino acids.